AUGUCCAAGAUCACAGUCGCCGGAGUGCGUCAGAAUGUCGCUGAGUUGCUCGAGUACAGCAACGAAACCAAGAAGCGCAACUUCCUCGAGACCGUCGAGCUCCAGAUCGGCCUCAAGAACUAUGACCCUCAGCGUGACAAGCGUUUCUCUGGCACCAUCAAGCUGCCCAGCGUUCCCCGCCCCAAGUACGAACCCCCCCCCCCCCCCCCCCCCCCCCUCCGCGACGUGGCAGACACUCUGCGAAUAUCAUUGCUGUACCGCACUUGGGGACGACAAUCCGAUCUCCUGCGAAGGGAACCUGCAGAAUCCCCAUCGACACCGACAUACACUUUGCGACGACCGACAAAAGAUGGCGGCAUCAACAGUGACGGGGAGCGAGUCCUCAACAUCUGGAUGCUCAUCAUGCUCAUCUCGGCCUGCACCAUCCUCGGCGUCAUGGCCACCUUUAUCCAGAUCCAGCAGCAGCUGCUGUUGCCGGUGCCAUGGUACUUCCCGUACUACAUCACCGUCGCCUCGCUGGCCAUCUUCUUCGUCUUCGUCCUGCUGUGGCUCAUCUACACGCGCCGCCUGCUGCCCUCGAUCGUCAUGAUCGGCGGCUUCGUGCUCUUCGUGCUCUGGCUCGUCGGGCUCAUCGUCAUCUCCAUCCAGCUCUGGGGGCCCACGGGCUCCGUCAGCAGCAACUGCAACCUCGCCGUCUUCUCGCAGAACCCGACGGGCCAGACGCUCACGACGCUGGCCUGGCUCGAGCAGAAGAGCAUAUGUCAAUCCUGGCAGGCCAUGUUUGCCUUUGCGCUCGUGGGCGCCAUCUUCCUGCUGUGGAUCAUGGUGAUGGCCUACCAGGUCUUUGCUGAUGGUUGA
Molecule: messenger RNA, 858 nt
Organism: Thyridium curvatum
Lineage: Eukaryota; Fungi; Ascomycota; Sordariomycetes; Thyridiales; Thyridiaceae
Exons: 6
Coding region: 1-858 (285 amino acids)
Source: RefSeq, a predicted model, not a curated record